GAGGUUGUCAUGUGCGGUGCUGUGGUGUGGUAGUUCCCUUUAACUUAAGUUCAUUGCCAUCUGAUCGAUUGAUCGUGAUCUUAACAGCAGGUUUGAAUGUCUUAAACUAUCCUGUGGAUAAUAUUUUGUUGGGAUUGUGAAAGUCAUUAUUUCGUUAUUGAAAAUAUACCGCUAUUUUUGUCCAUGCCUUAGUCUCUGUUCACUUUUUUAUAAAUCGAUUUUAAUGGCAGUUCACAGAAUAUUCUUUAAUAUUCUUAUUAAAUGUUACAAUCGAAAGGAAUGAAGUCUGCGACAUUCCGGUUUGUGCUGUGUAGGAUGCUUAAAACGGUGUAUUUUCUGCUUUAAGAGUAUUUACCGCACAAGAGUUUUCAAGAAUCAUGGAUGUGCCAAUUCUUCUCAUACACAGGAAUGAAACGUCUUUAAUACUGAAUACAUGAUUGCCGAGAAUGGUCCGUCCCUCUGGUGACGAGUCAAGACAAUUACCCAUUGCUGAAGUGAAGCCAGAUAGCUGGAGUCACAACAGUCCAGAAAAUUCUUCAAAAAAUGACACUGUAACGCUCACAAAGACACAAUUUCAGCAAAUUUUAGAAGCUAUCGGACAAUCCUCUGUUUUAAAUGGAGGUGAGAAAAUUUUUACUUGCCAAGAAAAUCCUCAAUAUUCCCCUGCCAAAAGUUAUUCUGAAAAUAACCAUGAGAUAAAAAGUGAAGCUGAUAGAAAAGAUAAUGGAAAUAACAGCAUAUCUACAUCAUCGGAAGAAUCUUGUCAUCAGCUACAGGUGCCUUGUCCCCUCGAUGUUGUAAUCUCUUGUCCAGCUUCUCUGAGUUGGUCUGCCCCUCAAACGACUACUGUCUCGCCAACAAAAUUAUCUCCUCUCAGCAAAGUAGAACAGAAACGCCUGCAGUGGGAAAAAGAACGAGCGGAAAUGAUAGAUUGGAAUCCUUGGGGUAAACCUGGUGCCGGUGCUCCUCCAAAGAAAACUCAAGUGGUGGCACCUAUUACAACAAGGACUAACAAUCAGCUUUUAAUGGUGCAAACAUCAGGUGCCAUGCCUUACACCAGUUCUGUGCCUUCUGGAGUUCCAAGUUGCCUUCCAUCACCUAACUGUAGAAUUUUGCCCAAUGCGUUAGAUCACAGUACAUUUUUGCCCAAUAAUUACACAUCUGUUGCUCAACCAAUUAAACCUGUACCUCCAGUUUUUAAAAGCUCGAUUGCUUUUGGGAAUUCUGAGAAUGAAUUAGUUUCCAGUGAUAGUUAUAAAAGAGAACAGUGGCUGAAGGAAUUAGGUUAUCAAAGAGAAGAACAAAGGCGAUAUCAAGAACAAAUUCAAAUGUCACAAAUGUCUGAUCAUCAUUGGAUUAAUAAAGAAGACACAGAAAGUAUAUCAAUUUCUGUUGAUGGUUCCAUUCUACCUGGAGCAAAUGAUAUACCCAGACGAAAUUACAUGCGAGGACAAGGAUUUACCUUAGAUCCGGUAUCUGCUGCACUUGCAGAAGAACGCAGAUUAAAGGCCCAGGAAUACCAACAUGCUAUACGUAUGCAGAUGGAAGAGAAACAACGGAGACAGCAAGCUGAAAGAGAGAGAAAGAAACAAGAGGAAGAAGCAGAAGAGAGGAGGUUGGAGGCAGAAAGAGCUCGCAUACAAGCAGAAUAUGAAGAGGAGCAGCAAAGGUUAAAACAAAAGGCUGAAAUAGAGGAAAAGAAGCAACAAGCUUUAAUUUCGGCUAUGCAAAUUGCUCAAGCUCAAGCUGAAAUGGAGAAAAAGUCUAGAAAGAUCCAGAAGCUUCUUCCAAUGCAACCUGAAAAUCAUCAAACAGUCACACCAACUACAAGAAAGAACGAGGAGCAGACUGAUUCAUUGUCCAAUAACAUGGAAACACAGCUAAAAUUAGAAAAGAGUGAAAAUGGUGCUAAAACAGAAGAAACAAACUUUUCUACUCAGCAAAACAAUGCAGAGAAGGAAAAUUCCCAUUUAACAGAAUCCGAUUGUGAAUGUGUCGAGAAAAAAGAAUUAGGAAUACAAACUGUUCCUUUGUCUGACAUUGAAAAGAGUUCUUAUGUAGUGGACAGAGUCUUAACACCAUCCAUAUUUCGAGUCAGAGCAAGGGCUGGUCAUGCAAGAGAAUUUGGAACACAGACAGAUAUUCACUAUGGAAAAUAUACAGGAGAUGAUGCAGAGUCAACUGAAAGCAACACGAGCUCCUUUCACAGUCCGGUUGCCGCAAAACGUCUUGUUCGUGUCCAGCACAGUAAGCCGUACAAAGCACAACGCAGACCUCAGUGUAAUGAAAGUUCGUCCGUCAGCGAACGUCCCAAAUGGGGUGUUAACCAACCGUCCAAGUCCUACGUGAGAAUGACUGAAAGGGACCCUCAUUUUACGAAAAGGAAAAAGAUGCAAGAACUCCGCAAACAGCACUGGGCAAGGGAACUUGCAGCUCAAAAGGCAAAUGAAUCAUCGCGGAAGUCAACCCUCUCAUCAUAUCCAAGUUUGCGCGGCAGAAGAGCUGCGAGUAGCUCUGACUGUACGUUAGGUUAUAGUAGUUCAGAAUUUGAAACAAGAUCAUAUCACCAAUUCAGAAGCAACUCAACUCCUCGCUACCAGCAACCAUCCGGUUUCCGUUCAGACUGUGGCUCUGCCGAAACUAUCGCUUACUUUAACUACAGCCCAUCCAAUCACAACAGUCGUUUCUCAAGAUCCUUUCUUCACCGUAGAGACUCACAAAGCUCAGACAAUCUUCCAUCCAUCAUUGGUGGCUCUGAGCCAUCACCAUCUCGUCGCAUAGACAGGUUUGCUGCCCCGUCCUAUGGAGGAAGCAGUCUUCCCCCCAUGCGUCGCAAGUGGCACAGCCAAGAGAGUUUCCAUCCCCUUGGAAAUUACCACAUAUUUUCUCCCCCCCAUGUACCUGGUGUCUAUCCACGUAUGAUUGGUGAAACAUUUCGUUACGAACUGCCACCCCCGCUUACCACCCAGCGACGGAAGUGGAGCGAUCAAGAGAGUUUUGACUUGGAGAGUGUGGUUCGGUCUAAAGUUGCAGAAGGUAGUAGAGCUUCGUCGGCAGAAAGCAGUGGGAAAAGUGAGACUGCUUCUGUGUCGUCUGCUGGAAGUUCGAAGCCUAAAUCACCUUUAGCUCAGAACCCACUUGUUUGCCCAGAAGUUGUAACUGGGAGGCCCACACCACGUCAGGAUAGAAUAUUACAGAAUUUGUCAUCUCUAAGACAGGGUCUGAUUCAGAAACAAAAGGAAUUGGAAAGUUUAAUCCGCCGUCCUCCUCCUUUUUACUCUUGAUGAAACUUCUCUAUAUCCAAUUUCUGUACAGCAAUUUUAAUACAGAAUUUUAAAAUCAUUCAGAUUUUAAAUUAACUGUGUUGUAUGCAUAAUGCAUAUACUGCCAGAUUUUGAUCUCAAAUGCUGUGCCACUUUGUAGUCUUGUAUUUGUAAAAUCUGCAGUGUGUGUUCGUUGAGGUGCAAUUUGUGCAAUAAUAGUUAAACUGUAAAGAAAUGCUAUAAUUCCAAACAUUCUUCUGAAAUUCAUUAUUUGACAGUUGAUUAUUGCAAUCAAAAAAUAUCCAGAUUUUUAAAAAAAUCAAAUAUAUAUUUGCAAACUACUUAUAUAAACAUCUGGCAAUAUUCAAUAUUUCAUUUCAUCGUCUGAAAACCGGUUGUUUUAAUGUAAUAAAGAUUUUUAUUUUGUUCUGUUGCAUACACAAUUUUUAAAAGUCAACAAAGAAUAUGCAUUAAAAUUUAUUUUUGAAAUGCAAUUCCGGUUACAAAAAUAUUUAAAAUGCUACACAAAGUCUUUAAGAGACAGCUGUUUAUCAAGAACAAGGCUAUAUGAAUAUUUCAUAAUGUUAAAUGAAGGUACAAUGUAAUAUAUUGAUUACAAUAGAUAUACAACCUUAAAAAAACAAAUCAAAAGAAAAACAUAUUCAUGAUUAAAAACAUCAUUUUUAUAACAGGAAAAAUCACAUUUACCUGUAUAUAAUUAAUAUACAGUUUUUGGUGCAUAUCUAUUGGCAUGCAGAAUUUUUUUCUUUUACAGAAAUGAUAUUUUAAAGCAACUUCAACUUAUUUACUGAUAUUUUUCCUUUGAUUUGGUUACUUUUAGCUUUAUGUCAGUGGUAUAAUUUAAUAAAGAUAAAUGCAGAUAAAUAAUUUGGUAUUUAGAACCAGGUAAAAUUUUGAAUAUUUUUGAAAAUAAUAUAAAUAUGAUAAAGUUUUAUAUCAUUUAAUAAUUUUCAUUACAUCAGUAUGCAUACUUUCAUUUGAUUGUGAUUUGAAUUUUUGUGGUGCAAUUUUUUUCUUAACAAAUUUCCUAAUAAGAAUAAAAUAAUAUGAACAGGAAUGUAAAUAUAUUUUUGCUAGUCAUAUUAAAAAUUGUUUGAAAUUAUUUUGCAUAUGUUAUGUAUAAAAAGUAUCAAAACAACUAUUUGCCAUUUUCUUUUUCUAGUCAUGUCAUUGAAAUUUUGUAUUUCCAUUAAUACAGAAAGCUGUUAUAUUGCACUGUUAUAUAUAAUUAAAAAUAAAAUUAAUGGACACAAAAAAAGGAUAUGCUUUAACUUGAACAAUACCUUAAUAUCCACUGUCUGUUCUGAAAGUGAAUAGAAUAAUAAUUUUUGUGCACUUUAUUUGUAAUAUUUUAUUUAUUUAAUUCAAAUUUUUAUUCUUUUACUAAUUUGUGUUGUUUAAGCAAUGCCUUGUGUUAUAGGAAAUUCAAUCAAAUAAAAUAAUGGUAAUUUUUAAUGCCAAUUGUAAGAAUUGCAAAAAUGUGAUUUGCAUAAUCAUUUUUUUCAUCAUUACUUAGUUAAAAUUUUAAUAUUUUAUGACUUAUCUUUUUGCUAAUAAUUGUUAACGAAAUGUUUUGGCUAAGUUAUUAAAGAAAGCAUUUUGACACAAAUUUUUAUUUAUAGUUUGUCUGGUUUGACAAAGCACAAUAUUUUUUAUAAAAUAUUUCAAUGCAUUUAUAAAAAUAUC
Molecule: messenger RNA, 4970 nt
Organism: Argiope bruennichi
Lineage: Eukaryota; Metazoa; Arthropoda; Arachnida; Araneae; Araneidae
Product: coiled-coil domain-containing protein 66-like
Exons: 16
Coding region: 447-3284 (945 amino acids)
Biological process (GO): cilium assembly
Cellular component (GO): microtubule; cilium
Molecular function (GO): microtubule binding
Source: RefSeq, a predicted model, not a curated record